AUGUGCUCUCUCAUCUCUUCUUCCUCCUCUGCGACGUCCGUCUCGCAGCUCCGCCGCCGCGCACGCUCCACAGCCACUCCGAGCCUCUGCGCCGCCAGCACCGGCACAACACUCCUCUCUCCCGUCCUCGCCGCCGAGGACAUCAGCGGCGGCCCGGACGCCACCGCGGGAGUGGAGGCACGCGAUGACUACUGCAAGCUCAUAAGGGAUUGCUGCGGCCAACUAUCUUUCUGUGCUAAGCAGAAAUGCACGGCUGCUCUGAGGAUGCUUGCACUUGGUACUGCCGCAUAUGCCGUUGAUGAGAUGGUUAGAAUGGGGGAGAGCACAUGCCUCGAGACUACUGUCAAGUUUGUCUGUGCCGUGGUGCAGGUGUUUGACAAAGUAUCUGAGAGGGCCAACGCAGAAAAUUUGUUGGUUAUUGAAGAGGCCAGAGGGUUUUCAGGAAUGGUCGAAUCAAUUGAUUGCAUUCACUGGCAAUGGAAGAACUGCCCCCAAAGGAGGCUUUGUAAUGGGGAAUUUCCGCCAUGCAACUACACUGUCAACGGCUGUGACUACAACAUGGGGUACUACCUUGCCGAUGGCAUCUAUCCUCAGUGGGCGGCGUUUGUGAAGACCAAAGCAGCCAAGAAGAAUGUGGAGAGGGCAUUCGGGUGCUUCAAGCUUGUUGGGGAAUUGUUCGUGGAGCUGUAA
Aegilops tauschii subsp. strangulata is the source of this 690-nucleotide messenger RNA. RefSeq lists its product as uncharacterized. Lineage: Eukaryota; Viridiplantae; Streptophyta; Magnoliopsida; Poales; Poaceae. The record is from RefSeq and is a predicted model, not a curated record.